GAGAGGCGCGCGCGGGCCGCGGCCGAGCAGGAGGCUGCAAGGAGAGCCCGCGGGGGCCCUGGGAGUGCAGUUCCUCAGCCCCCGCAAAACAAUGUGUGGCGUGCUGCGGGGCGCAACUUGCCGGAGGCGGCGGGGGCGCGCCGAGCCCGCCUGAGACCGCGCCGCUGACCUUCUCCCCCCGCCGUCCGUUGGGCCCGAGCGCCCAGCUUCUCGCUCCCCAGCUCGCGGGGGCCGGGCCGAGCUGCAGGGCGGGGCCGCCCCUCCGUCGCUGCUGCCUCCUCCCCCACCCCCAGCCGCUGAGGAUGCGGACGGCCCCCGGCGGCGUCUAGCGGCCCCGGGCCCAGGCGCGAUGGUGCAGCAGCGGGGCGCGAGGGCCAAGCGGGACGGCGGGCCACCGCCCCCGGGCCCCGGGCCGGCCGAGGAGGGGGCGCGUGAGCCCGGCUGGUGCAAGACCCCGAGCGGCCACAUUAAGAGACCGAUGAACGCGUUCAUGGUGUGGUCGCAGCACGAACGGCGGAAGAUCAUGGACCAGUGGCCCGACAUGCACAACGCCGAGAUCUCCAAGCGCCUGGGCCGCCGCUGGCAGCUGCUGCAGGACUCGGAGAAGAUCCCGUUCGUGCGGGAGGCGGAGCGGCUGCGCCUCAAGCACAUGGCGGAUUACCCGGACUACAAGUACCGGCCGCGCAAAAAGAGCAAGGGGGCGCCCGCCAAGGCGCGGCCCCGCCCCCCCGGCGGCGGCGGCAGCCGGCUCAAGCCCGGGCCGCAGCUGCCUAGCCGCGGGGGCCGCCGAGCGGCGGGAGGGCCUUUGGGGGGCGGCGCGGCGGCGCCCGAGGACGACGACGAGGACGACGACGAGGAGCUGCUGGAAGUGCGCCUGGUCGAGACCCCCGGGCGGGAGCUGUGGAGGAUGGUCCCGGCGGGGCGGGCCGCCCGGGGACAAGCGGAGCGUUCCCAGGGGCCGUCGGGCGAGGGGGCGGCUGUCACCGCCGCCUCCCCGACUCCGUCGGAGGACGAGGAGCCGGAGGAAGAGGAGGAGGAGGCGGCGGCGACGGAGGAAGGCGAAGAGGAGACGGUGGCGUCGGGGGAGGAGCCGCUGGGCUUUCUGUCCAGACUGCCCCCCGGCCCCGCCGGCCUGGACUGCAGCGCCCUGGACCGCGACCCAGACCUGCCGCCCCCCUCGGGCACGUCGCACUUCGAGUUCCCGGACUACUGCACCCCCGAGGUUACCGAGAUGAUCGCAGGGGACUGGCGCCCGUCUAGCAUCGCCGACCUGGUUUUCACCUACUGAGCCCACCGUCAGCGGGGCGCGCACGCCCCCUAAACCAGCUGUUUACAUACAGGAAUCAGGUAUUGGGGCCCCUCGGAGGCCGAGGCUGGCACCCCAUCUCCCGCACAGCCUCCCCCCUCCUAGACGUGCCCAACCCCCUUCAAAUCCAGACAUGCCCUUCCCCCGCAGACACACCCCAAGGCAUCCCAACCCCCACCCUUUCUCCGACAUCCAAGCCCCUCCCCAUCUUACCCCCUCCCGCACAGCCACCAGCAGCCAGCCCCCCCUCCG
Molecule: messenger RNA, 1558 nt
Organism: Physeter macrocephalus (sperm whale)
Lineage: Eukaryota; Metazoa; Chordata; Mammalia; Artiodactyla; Physeteridae
Gene: SOX12
Product: SRY-box transcription factor 12
Exons: 1
Coding region: 350-1288 (312 amino acids)
Biological process (GO): negative regulation of transcription by RNA polymerase II; anatomical structure morphogenesis; positive regulation of transcription by RNA polymerase II
Molecular function (GO): RNA polymerase II cis-regulatory region sequence-specific DNA binding; DNA-binding transcription factor activity, RNA polymerase II-specific
Source: RefSeq, a predicted model, not a curated record